Hydractinia symbiolongicarpus is the source of this 1125-nucleotide messenger RNA. RefSeq lists its product as uncharacterized. The transcript is spliced from 3 exons. Lineage: Eukaryota; Metazoa; Cnidaria; Hydrozoa; Anthoathecata; Hydractiniidae. The record is from RefSeq and is a predicted model, not a curated record. The coding region runs from base 1 to 1125 and encodes 374 amino acids.
AUGGCGCAUGCCUUAGCGAAUCUUCGUUCGUGUGUGCAAGAAUUUCAACUACAAGAUCACGAAGAAACUACUUCAAACAUACACAAGCGUUGGUGUUCAAAGAAUCUCACUGCAGAAAGAUACAAAUUUUUCUGCAUGAGACCGCUAUCAACUCAAGAAACUCAUGAUCAAUGGGUUACUCGUUUAAAGACUAAAGCUAGAGACUGUGAGUUUGAUCAAAUGAACAUGAAGGAAGCAAUUACGUUGGUGGUUACUCUACACACACCGAUUCCUAAAUUGCAAACAGCUGUCAUACGAGAUGAUAUGACUUUCGACCAAAUGAUGAAACUGGCACAAUCUAUGGAGCUGGCUCACCGAGAAGUUAGCUACAUGAAGGCAAACACAAUGGUACCUCAUAACACUCAAUCGGCGGAGAAUAUCGACUUAACAAAUUGGCACAUUAUGCUGAUCAGCAAGUUGUGUCGUUAUUGUGGAGAAACGACACCACAAAAAGGAAGUUGCAAAGCAAGAGGUGCCACAUGUAAUAACUGUGGCAAGAAAAAUCAUUUUUCAAGAGUUUGUGAAAGCAAGAAAGUCAACUUGCUUAUUGCACAGCCAGGACCACAAGGAGGGUCAUUUUACGAAUAUGGACCAACAGAAAUUAAACUUGAUGCAGUGAAGGAGAAGCUACGAACCACCAGUGAAAACUAUCCAUCCACUGUAAUCGAGGUAAACAUCGACAACACCAGGAUCACUAUGCAAGUAGAUUCGGGGGCAGAUGCAAAUGUAAUUCCAUGGAAUGUUUAUGAAGAACACUUAAAACACAUUCCUCUUCGAUCAACCAAGGCGAAACUGCAACCAUACAACUCAGUUACAUUACCAAUCAAGGGGGCAUUUGAGGCACAAAUCACUGCCAACAACAACAACAAUGUCCAGGCUACCUUUUAUGUAGCAGAGGGAGCUGCUGCACAAAGUUUAAUGGGCAAAUACACAGCUUUCGAUUUAGAUGUAUUGGCUAUCAAUGUAAAUCAUCUUGACAACCAACAAACUGUAAAACAGGUACACACCCAAGUACAACAUCUAGAUUAUAGAGAAAUGGCCAAACAUCUAACUCCCAUAGAGACAUCGGUUGAACUUAAAAAGUAG